Tripterygium wilfordii is the source of this 1651-nucleotide messenger RNA. RefSeq names its product ethylene-responsive transcription factor CRF2-like. The record is from RefSeq and is a predicted model, not a curated record. Gene Ontology annotation, molecular function: DNA binding; DNA-binding transcription factor activity. The transcript has a single exon. The coding region runs from base 531 to 1472 and encodes 313 amino acids. NCBI's taxonomy places the organism in Eukaryota, Viridiplantae, Streptophyta, Magnoliopsida, Celastrales, Celastraceae. Gene Ontology annotation, biological process: regulation of DNA-templated transcription.
UUCUGCGUAUACUGUGUAGUCUUAUCUCUCCAAGUCAAUCUUCUCAGUAUCUCUUAAAUUGCUCUUCCUCUGAUUCUCUCCAUCGCCAUUUGAAUUUGCUUUACCGGCAUAACUUUUGGUACAGGCCUUCACUUUUUCUUUCCCUCUCUGUGAUUUUCCUUGAAAAGAUUUUCAUUCUCUUUUUUGGGUUUUCUGGGUCUUGGUCUCUCCUGAUAUUUCCACUCACACUCUCCCACUCUUUAUCUCUCCUUUUCUUGUCACUUUCCUUGAAAUUUCUCGGCCUUCCAUAACUUUUUGGGAGACUAUUAGUCUCUUGUUGUAGGUAGAUUUUAAUUCUUCUCUCCGUUUCAAGCAGCUUCUCUUUAAUGUGUUUCACUCUCAGCUUUCUUUAUAUCCUCUCCCUCUUUAUUCUCUCAAAUGAAUCUGCCCCUUUUUGCCUACUCUAUCUCAGUCUUUAGCUCCGCACGCUCGCACUCUUCAUCUUCAAUGCCUACAAAGUGAUUCAGAGAGAAAACCCAUCUAUUCAAUCGAUGAAUACAAGUGUAAUGCCUCCAAUCAAAUACACUGAACAUCGCAGCUAUUCCAAGCUAAUUAGGCCUUCAAAUCCGGGUCAAGAAACAAAACCCAGAAUGAUUCGAAUCUCAGUCACGGAUGCAGAUGCGACCGAUUCUUCAAGCGACGAUGAAGGUGAGGUUUAUGGGAGACGGAGAGUGAAGAAGUUUGUGAACGAGGUUGUGCUAGAGUCCAGUAUGAGCCUUAACGAUGGCGUUUGGAGAAGGUCGUCUCGAAAUAGCUGGAAAAAAGCGAAAAAGUCUGUUAUAGCCGGAAAAGCUCGUAUCCCGGAUAGUCUUCGGCCGGCGGCGGCGGGAAAGAAGUUUCGAGGCGUAAGACAGCGGCCGUGGGGAAAAUGGGCCGCGGAGAUCAGAGACCCUUUGCGACGUGUACGUCUUUGGUUAGGCACGUAUGAUACGGCAGAGGAGGCUGCUAUGGUCUAUGACAACGCGGCUAUUCAGUUGCGUGGACCCGACGCGCUCACAAAUUUCGUCACUCCGCCUUCAAAACCCCAGCCGGAAAGCAAACCGGCUUUGUUUGGAGGUUACAACUCCGGAGACGAGUCUGUGGACAACAAUAUCGCAUCUCCGACCUCUGUGUUACGGUGCCCUUCUCCUUCUUCAAACGAGGAGGCCGAGACGCAUAGUGGGAUUUCAAGCAAAGAAAGCCCAGAAGUGGUAGGCGAGCACCUCGAAGAGUCAAGUACUCUGUUUCCGCAAGACAUGUUCGAUUUUCCGAGUUCUGUGCCGGACGUCGUCGGCGAAACAAGUCUGAGAACCGGGUUCUGGAACGACGAUUUUGGCGAUACAUUCCUAAAUUCGUGUAUGGAUUUCGGGUUCGGGUUCUCAAAUUGGCACGUUGAGGAACAUUUCCAAGAUAUAGGUGAUUUGUUCGGGUCGGAUCCUCUCAUUGCCAUGUGAAGCUUCUGUAUUGCCAUUAUUGCCCUUCUCUUCAGGCAAAAUUUUGAAUCGGCGGGAAGAACAUAUCGGCUGCGUUUUUUUAAUUUAUUUUUUUUUGUGGUUUAUUAUUUAUUAAUUAAUUAUAAAUAUUAAUGAAAAAGAAUCUCUGUCACAAUAACGGUGAUGGAUGAGUUUGUGUA